Messenger RNA from Microsporum canis CBS 113480, 297 nucleotides. RefSeq names its product small nuclear ribonucleoprotein LSM2. Gene Ontology annotation, molecular function: RNA binding. The record is from RefSeq and is a predicted model, not a curated record. Gene Ontology annotation, cellular component: U6 snRNP; P-body; U4/U6 x U5 tri-snRNP complex. The coding region runs from base 1 to 297 and encodes 98 amino acids. The transcript has 3 exons. NCBI's taxonomy places the organism in Eukaryota, Fungi, Ascomycota, Eurotiomycetes, Onygenales, Arthrodermataceae. Gene Ontology annotation, biological process: mRNA splicing, via spliceosome.
AUGUUAUUUUUCAGCUUCUUCAAAACGCUUACGAACCGCACCGUGACUAUCGAACUGAAAAACGAUAUCCGGAUCCGUGGUACUCUCAAGAGCGUAGAUCAAUACUUAAACAUCAAGCUGGACGAUAUCGAAGUUCUUGACUUAAAUGAGUACCCGCAUCUUUCUAGCGUUAGAAAUGUUUUUAUCCGAGGAAGUGUGGUGAGAUAUAUUGUGCUACCACAAUCUGAAGUUGAUACCGGCCUACUGGAAGACGCAACAAGGCGAGAGGCGGCAAACCAGGCGAAUAAAGCGCGAUAA